UUCUUCAGUCCUUAAACCCUUGCUCAUUUCUCACAGUCUCUUCUAUCUCUUCUUCCCUUCCUAACCAUCCUAUUUACCUUUCCUAAAAGAGCUUUAACUCACUUUAAUGGAGAGAAAGAGCAGGUGUUAAACAUCUGCAGCUGUCUGAUUUGCUAGCUCUUGAUAUUUCAGAGCUCUUCUCCUGGAAUUCAGGAGGUAGAAGAUGAUGAUGAUGGCAGAGAUGGUGGAUCAUAAAAGAAGAAGCUGCAAUAGCUUUGUUCUCAGCAACUUGACUGCCGAGAAGAGGCGCAGAGGUGGAGAUGGUGGAGGAGCUGCCAUGUCUACCAAGGAGAAGAAGGAUAAGAUCGGAGAAAGAGUAGCAAAGCUUCAGCAACUGGUUUCCCCUUUUGGCAAGACAGACACAGCUUCUGUGCUUGCAGAGGCCACUUCCUACAUCAACUUCCUCCAUGAACAACUUCAUGUGCUGAGUGCUCCUUAUCUUGGGACAGCAGUCACAGGGAAUGUGGAAGAAGGUGAUUAUUACAGUUUGAGAAGGCGCGGUCUCUGCCUCGUGCCGAUCGCAUCGACGCAGAAGCUUGCUCAAAGCAAUGGGGCUGAUUUGUGGGCACCAGUGAACUCAAGCACAAGGCCAUCCAAUAUCUGAAAUUAAACAACAGCAGGAACUAGUAGUGUUGAUUAAUUUGUGUUUGGCUUAGAUAUAUUUGCUGAUUAACUCCAUUCAUUUCCCCUAUUGACCAGAGAGAAUUCAUUGGAAUGUAACCAGUCAUAGCAUCAGUCUUGCAGUUAUAUAUGUAUAUAAUUGCAGGAAGCACUGGAUGCAGUAUAUGAUUAUAUUGAAGACUGCAGCUUGGUUUCA
Molecule: messenger RNA, 856 nt
Organism: Zingiber officinale
Lineage: Eukaryota; Viridiplantae; Streptophyta; Magnoliopsida; Zingiberales; Zingiberaceae
Product: transcription factor bHLH153-like
Exons: 5
Coding region: 203-643 (146 amino acids)
Biological process (GO): regulation of transcription by RNA polymerase II
Cellular component (GO): nucleus
Molecular function (GO): DNA-binding transcription factor activity, RNA polymerase II-specific; RNA polymerase II cis-regulatory region sequence-specific DNA binding; protein dimerization activity
Source: RefSeq, a predicted model, not a curated record